AUGGCGUCAGUGUCUUCUCAGGAGCAGGACUCCUUCUCUUGUUCUGUCUGUUUUGAGCUGUUGUGGGACCCAGUGACUAUUCCAUGUGGACAUAUUUGUUGUGCGGGGUGCAUUGAGAGCUGCUGGGAUCAGAAGGACGUGAAAGGAGAAUACAGCUGCCCCCUGUGUAAGCACACCUUCGACUCCAGGCCUGUUCUCCACAAAAACAGUCUGAUGGCUGAAAUGGUGAAGAAGUUCGGGAAGACCAAAAUCCAAGCUGCUGCUGCUGCUCACUGUUAUGCUGAACCUGGAGAUGUGGCGUGUGACAUCUGCAUUCUGUCCAGGAGAGAACUAAAAGCUGUCAAGUCCUGCCUAGAUUGUGUGAUGUCGUUCUGCUACUCUCACCUUAAAGCUCACAAUGAACUUAUAGGCGUAAAUCACACCAAAAUCGAUGCCACAGGCCAGCUACACGAGAAAAACAUGGUGCCCAUGGCUGGUGAUCCAUGCAGUGAUGUGGCCCAAUCGGUAUUCAACCAAAGCCACUUCUCUGAGCCCCUGGAGGAAGAACCUGAUUUCAUCUCCAGGCAGGAGAUAGUCACUAUAUCUGCAGCAGCAACUAAUGAGCAAAUCUCCCCAGACAUGGAGAGUGACAAGACCGAUGACCAGGCUCCUACUGCUGAACCAGUGGCCAGAGAAGACUUCUUACAGGAUACUGAUCCUGAACCUCCAGUCAGAAGAGAAGACAUGACUAGAGAGGACCCUGGAGGACUCGAACCAGUGACUAGAGAGGACCCUGGAGGACUCGAACCAGUGACUAGAGAGGACCCUGGAGGACUCGAAACAGUGACUAGAGAGGACUUCUUAAAGUAUUCCUGCUACUUCACUCUGGACCCCAACACAGCCCACUCUUGUCUUCGUCUGUCUGAGGGGAGCAGGGUGGUGCUGGGGGCCUGGUGGCCUGGUGGGGGGAGGGGGCUGCAGCCGAGACCUGAGGAACAGGCGCCCCCUGAUCAUCCAGACAGAUUUGACGGCCAAUGGUAUCAGGUGCUGUGUAGAGAGGGUGUGUAUGCAGACUAUGCACGCUGCUACUGGGAGGUCGAGUGGAGUGGGUGGGUUGGUAUAGCAGUGUCCUACAAAAGCAUCAGCAGGAAAGGAGAUGGUCAUGAGUGUGGGUUUGGAAGCAAUAGGAAGUCCUGGAGUCUGGAUGUGGGCUCUGGACCCUUUCUCUGGCACAAUAAUGGACAGAAAAGACUUAAUGUAGCGGCCAGCUCCAGAAUAGGAGUGAGCUUUGGCUGUAGCCACAGAUCGCCUCGACUACUUGAGAAAAUGGCUGAGGCCAGGGCCGGUAACAUGGACAUUUUGGAGUGUCCUAUUUGCUUUUAUCUUCUGAAUGACCCGGUGGCUCUUACCUGUGGGCACAGCUACUGUUUACGCUGUAUUGAGAACUGCUGGGAUAAGGGCGUUUACAGCUGCCCUGAAUGCAGCCAGACUUUUGCUCAACGACCUGUUUUGAACAAGAACAUUAUACUUGCUGAGCUCGCAGAUCAAAAGAAGAAGAGCAGAAUACAAACAGCAUCUUCUGAAUGUGCUGCUGCUGGACCUGGAGAAGUGGAGUGUGACAUCUGCACUGGGAGAAAACUCAAAGCUGUCAAGUCCUGUCUGGAGUGUCUGAAGUCGUACUGUGAAACUCAUUUAAAAACCCAUGAUGAACUUCACAGUAAAAACCACACUGUAAUUGAUGCCACUGGCCAGCUACAGGAGUGGAUCUGCCCUCGUCAUAACAAGGUUGUUGACAUAUUCUGUCGCACUGACCAGAGCUGCAUCUGCUAUCUGUGUAUGGUGGACUAUCAUAAAGGCCACGACACAAUCUCGGCUACGACAGAGUGGAGUCAUAAAAAGGAGGAGUUGGGGCAGAGUCAGAAGAGAUGCCAUCAGAUAAUCCAAUUGAAGGAGAAGGAGCUACAGGAGCUGAGGAAGGCUGUGGAGACUCUCAAGUCUGAUGCACAGACAGCAGUGAAGGAGAGUGAGAGGAUGUUUACUGAGAUGAUCCGCUCCAUUGAGAAAAGGUGCCUUGAGGUGACAGAGCUGAUCAAAGCUCAGGAGAAGGCUGAGGUGAGUCGAGCUGAAGGACUUCUGAAGCGACUGGAGCAGGAGAUUGCUGAACUGAAGCAGACAGAUGCUGAGAUGAAGCAGCUUGCACUGACACAGGAUCCUAUCCAGUUCCUUAAGGUAGAUAUCAUCUUGAUAGUUAACAAUAAAUAA
Engraulis encrasicolus (European anchovy) is the source of this 2241-nucleotide messenger RNA. RefSeq names its product E3 ubiquitin-protein ligase TRIM7-like. Bases 1 to 2241 code for a protein of 746 amino acids. The record is from RefSeq and is a predicted model, not a curated record. NCBI's taxonomy places the organism in Eukaryota, Metazoa, Chordata, Actinopteri, Clupeiformes, Engraulidae. Gene Ontology annotation, molecular function: zinc ion binding. The transcript has 9 exons.